Chlamydomonas reinhardtii is the source of this 2362-nucleotide messenger RNA. RefSeq lists its product as uncharacterized. The record is from RefSeq and is a predicted model, not a curated record. NCBI's taxonomy places the organism in Eukaryota, Viridiplantae, Chlorophyta, Chlorophyceae, Chlamydomonadales, Chlamydomonadaceae. The transcript is spliced from 6 exons. Gene Ontology annotation, molecular function: palmitoyltransferase activity. The coding region runs from base 129 to 1982 and encodes 617 amino acids.
GCCUGUUCCCACACAACUCGGCUGCCAUCGAUGACUCGCACUUGUGGGUUUCCUUGCCAAAUCGCUGAGAUGGCCCCUUUGUAGCCCCACGUGCUGCUCCUAGCCCUGUAACCACGAUAUCCAUAGACAUGGCCAGCGCUGCAGCUGAUGCGGCGCUGGCGCCGGGCACCAACAGCUCGGCCACCCUCAGUGACCCCUCAGCCUCAGCCCCCGCCCACGUCCAGUGCUGGGCGUGCGGUGUGCUGGUUCAAAUCCCCAUCGUGAACAACGAGCUGUCGCCUGUAUUUCGGUGCGGCUGGUGCGGCGCAAUCAGCGAAGCGGCGCCGCCCUGGCUCACAGGACCCGACGGCAGGGCCGGCGGCCGCCGCCGCGGUUUCAGCAGCCUCUUCCGCGGCGGCGCCUGGCGCAGCUGCAUGCGCAUCCUCAGCCGCCUGUCGUACCUUGUCGUACUCGUCGUGCUGGCGUUGAUCGGGAGCAUCGUCUUGCCGGGCAUUGGGUUCGUGGUGCCGGUGGUGGCCGGCGACUCGGGCGUGGCGUGGGCGCUGCAUACCACCAUUGCCUACCUGCUCUCGGCCGCCGUGCUGUUCAACCUGUUCGCGGCGGUGGCCACCUCGCCCGGCAAGCCGCACGAGUGCUGCCGCGGCCUGCCGCCACACACCGCCUGCAGCCGCGGCGGCAGCGGCGCACACGGCAGCAGCAGCAGCAGCGCCAGCGCCAGUAGCAUGAGCCGCCGGUGGUGGCUCUUCGGGCGGGGAGGCGCAGCCGCCUCCGCCGCCUCCCCCGCUGCUGCGGCUGCUGCCCCGCCGCUGGUGGUGCCCCAGUACGCCUACUCGCACCUGCGCUACUGCUGGUCGUGCCGCGGCCCGCAGCCGGCGGAGGCGCAGCACUGCCACGUGUGCGGCUGCUGUGUGGUGGACCUGGACCACCACUGCCCCUUCAUUGCCAACUGCGUGGGCAGGGGCAACCUGCGCAACUUCGUGUCGUUCCUGGGCGCGGCGGUGGCGGCGGUGGCCUACUGCUGCGCCAUGGCGCUCACGGCGCUGUGGCUGGAGCGGCGGGACACGGCGGAGGCCAUGCGGGAGGCCUUCGUGGCGGCGAGCAGGGCCUCCCGCGCCUCAGCGGAGCUGGAGGACGUCGGGGCGGCGGCGGCGGCCUUCGCCGCCGCUGCCGGCGGCGCGGGCGAGCACGGCGCUGGCGGCGGCCGCAGCGGCUGGCUGCGCGCUAUGGCGGCGGCGUCGGAGGGUGUGGUGUGGUUCCUGGGGUCGGUCGUGCCGCGGCUGCCGCUGCGCGUCACGGUGGCUGCGUACAUCGCCGCCAUCUCGGUGGGCGUGCUGCUGUCGGUUGGCAUCCUGCUCCUGCAGACCGUACGGCACAUUGUACGGCAUGGCGGCAGCGGCGGCGGCAACGGCAAAAGCGGCAGUAGCAACGGCAGCCGUGCGGCAGCCGCCGUCGGGGGCCCACGGGAGCAGCACCACCUGCACCCGGCCUCGGACGCGGCGGCGGCGGCGGAGGCGGCGGCGCGCGCGGCGGCGGCGGCGCGGUCGACGGCGGGCCUGGCGGCGGAGGUGGUUGGCGGCUGCGGCUCGGCGCCGGCGCGACGCAGCAUGUUUGCGAGCUUGCGGCGGGUGAUGAUGGGCUCAGGGCCGGAGGCGGAGGACAGCGUGUGGAUGUGGGUUUGGCCCAUUUGGGGACCGCCACCCGGCGUGUUGGUGGGGGACGAGGAGGGGGAAGGGGAGGGGCAGGAAGGCUGGGGCGGGAUGGGUGCAGCGGGGGCAGCAGGCAGGUGGAACGGAGCUGGAGUUGGCGAUGGGCACGAGGGGCCAAGGGAGGGGGAGGGGCUGGACCCCGAGCUGCUCGGGGGAGGGGCUGGCAUGGGGGCGGAUGCGUGCGGGGGGUUGGCAGCCGCUGCGGCGGCGGCCGCAGCUGCCGCAGCGGCGGCUGGGGUGGGUGCCGCGGCGCGCCUCAAACCCAAGAGGGCAUGAGUGGACGGAGUCACGGAGAACAAGAAGCAACACCGCCAUGUGAUGUGUUUUCCGGCCCGCAUGACAUGGGCAGACUCGGCGGCAUUGGGACGCCAAGUGUGACGUAUCAGGCGGCGCAAUUCGAUCUGGACCCGCGUUUGCACCGGUUCUGCUCUGUGCGGUGGAAUGAGGGGAAGAGGCCUCGAGGCCGGCCGGUGAAGCGUAGUGCCGUAGCGGCAGUCAGCACCAAGUCCCAUGUGGGUGGUGGCACUACUGCCCCCUUGGCACCGGCCUGAACCCUGGUGUGCGCAAAUAGAGUCCAGAUUAGUGUUCCGUGCAAUCGUGCACCAAUUUGCGUUCAAUCUGAAUAUUAGCCGGACCAGCUCCGGACCUGAUAAACU